AUGCUCGCCCUCUUAACCACGCUAGCGCUCGUGCUCGUGGCGCCAGCCCCUCCAGGCCGCGUGGUUGCCCUCGGCGACCUCCACGGCGACGCCGCCGCCGCCGUCACCGCGCUCACCGCAGCCGGCCUGAUUGACGCAGACUUGCAUUGGUCUGGCGGCGACGCGACCCUCGUGCAGCUCGGCGACGUGCUAGACCGCGGCGGCGAGGAGUUUGCGCUGUGGGGGCUGCUUGAGCGCUUACGCCUCGAGGCGCGCUCUGCGGGCGGGCGCGUCGUGACCCUGCUCGGCAACCACGAGGUGUUGAACGCGCUGGGCAAGGCGGCCACUUACGUGCACCCGGCCGGGCACGCUCAGUUUGGGGACGACCGGUGUGCCGCGUUCCGGCCGGGCGGGGCGCUCGCCGCCCGCCUCGCCGACGACUUCCCGGUCGUCGCCGUGGUCGGCGACAGCGUGUUUGCGCACGCCUCGCUGCCGCGCGGCGCCACGCUCGGGAGCCUCGCGAGGCUCAACGCCGAGACGCGCGCCUGGCUGCUCGGCGAGCGGCCGGCGGGUCCGCCGCCGCUGCUCCUCGGCGGCCGGGACAGCCCCGUGUGGGACCGCACCUUCUCGGCGCCGGGCGGGGAGGAGCCGGCCGCGAGCGACUGCGAGGCGCUGCGCGACACGCUGCGAGGACUGGGCGCCUCCCGCCUCGUCGUGGGGCACACGCCGCAGACGCGCGUCAACGGCGCGUGCGGCGGGGCCGUGUGGCGGUGCGACACGGGCUGCAGCAGGUGGGUGAUGUGCGGCCCGGUCGAGGCGCUCGAGAUCCAAGGCGGCGCCGUCCGUGUCCUGAGACGGGGGACGGCGAGGGAGGCUGCCCGGGACGCGCUCCUGACGGCGGAGGACGCGCUCGCGGAGCCGGAGUGCGGAGAGGCCUUCCUGAACUGA
Emiliania huxleyi CCMP1516 is the source of this 927-nucleotide messenger RNA. RefSeq lists its product as hypothetical. The transcript has a single exon. NCBI's taxonomy places the organism in Eukaryota, Haptophyta, Isochrysidales, Noelaerhabdaceae. Gene Ontology annotation, molecular function: hydrolase activity. Bases 1 to 927 code for a protein of 308 amino acids. The record is from RefSeq and is a predicted model, not a curated record.